This is a messenger RNA of Propithecus coquereli (Coquerel's sifaka), 1677 nucleotides long. It is a transcript of the gene SLC16A10, whose product is annotated as solute carrier family 16 (aromatic amino acid transporter), member 10. Bases 243 to 1577 code for a protein of 444 amino acids. The record is from RefSeq and is a predicted model, not a curated record. Gene Ontology annotation, molecular function: monocarboxylic acid transmembrane transporter activity. Gene Ontology annotation, biological process: transmembrane transport. Lineage: Eukaryota; Metazoa; Chordata; Mammalia; Primates; Indriidae. The transcript has 5 exons.
GGGUGCGGGGCUGUGGAUUGUGAGGCUCCGGUCUGGAUCCCUGAGGCGCUCGCGCGUCGCCGCUGUCCUUGCGGCCGCCCCCACGCCGUGCGCGGCCCUCCCGUCCCGGGCUUCGCCGCUCUCGCCUCGGCCUCAACAGCCUGCCCGGCUCUCGGCAGCUCCUCCGUGAGCCCGCUGGGACCUCGCGCCCCUCGCUCGCGCCCCUCGCGCUCCUCUGGCGCCCGAGGGGGGCGGCUUGGGCCAUGGUGCCCUCCCAGGAGGAGCCCGCCGCCGCGCGGGGGACAGGUGAGGCGCAGCCCCUCGGUCCCGCGCCCAUGGGGGCAGCAGAGCUGCCCGGUCCCGGCCCCUCAGACGGCCCCGAGGCGGCCUCCGAGAAGGUGGAGGUGGAGCUGGCGGGGCCAGCGGACGCGGAGCUCAGUGAGCCUCCCGAGCCUCCCGAGGGCGGCUGGGGCUGGCUGGUGAUGCUGGCGGCCAUGUGGUGCAACGGGUCGGUGUUCGGCAUCCAGAACGCCUGCGGGGUGCUGUUCGUGUCCAUGCUGGAGACCUUCGGCUCCAAAGACGAUGACAAGAUGGUCUUCAAGACAGCAUGGGUAGGUUCUCUCUCCAUGGGGAUGAUUUUCUUUUGCUGCCCAAUAGUCAGUGUCUUCACAGACAUAUUUGGUUGUCGGAAAACAGCUGUUGUGGGUGCUGCUGUUGGAUUCAUUGGACUCAUGUCCAGUUCUUUUGUAAGUUCCAUCGAGCCUCUGUACCUAACUUAUGGAAUCAUAUUUGCCUGCGGCUGCUCCUUUGCAUACCAGCCUUCCUUGGUCAUUUUGGGACACUAUUUCAAGAAGCGCCUUGGACUGGUGAAUGGCGUUGUCACUGCUGGCAGCAGUAUCUUCACAAUUUUGCUGCCUUUGCUUUUAAGGGUUCUAAUUGACAGUGUGGGCCUCUUUUAUACACUGAGGGUCCUCUGCGUCUUCAUGUUUGUUCUCUUUCUGGCUGGUUUUACUUACCGACCUCUUACUUCCAGUACCAAAGAUAAAGAGAGUGGAGGCAGCGGAUCCUUCCUCUUUUCCAGGAGAAAGUUCAGUCCUCCAAAAAAAAUUUUCAAUUUUGGCAUCUUCAAGGUGACAGCUUAUGCAGUGUGGGCAGUUGGAAUACCACUUGCACUUUUUGGAUACUUUGUGCCUUAUGUUCACUUGAUGAAACAUGUAAAGGAAAGAUUUCAAGAUGAAAAAAAUAAAGAGGUGGUUCUCAUGUGUAUUGGCAUCACUUCAGGAGUUGGACGACUGCUCUUUGGCCGGAUUGCAGAUUAUGUACCUGGUGUGAAGAAGGUUUAUCUGCAGCUUUUUCCCUUCUCAGGGUUACUUCGUGACAAGCUGGGCUCCUAUGAUGUGUCAUUCUACCUCGCUGGGAUCCCUCCCCUUAUUGGAGGUGCUGUGCUUUGUUUUAUUCCAUGGAUCCAUAGUAAGAAGCAAAGAGAGAUCAGUAAGACCACUGGAGGAGAAAAGAUGGAGAAAAUGUUGGAGAACCAGAACUCUCUGCUGUCAAGCUCAUCUGGAAUCUUCAAGAAAGAAUCCGAUUCUAUUAUUUAAUGUCUUAUAUACCUCUGCCAGACUGGACUUGCUUUCGAAUUUUAAGCAAGUUUUCCUUUUAUAUGAAUCGCAAAUUUCUUAUUUUUUUAAUCACAUGCUA